Symbiodinium necroappetens is the source of this 1432-nucleotide messenger RNA. The record is from the annotation of a GenBank genome assembly. NCBI's taxonomy places the organism in Eukaryota, Dinophyceae, Suessiales, Symbiodiniaceae.
AUGUCUGGCCGGUCGGCGCUCGCAUCGGUGGCUGCUUCUUGGUGUCGCUGUGGCGAUGAUGGUAUACUGGCAGCCUGAUCACGCAGGUGACUCUCAGCCACUGGCGGCGGUGCCGGGAUCUUCCAGCCGUCUUGCAGCAGCUGGCGCUGCAGCUGCCGUGGGCCUCGCUGCCGCUCAAGGGGCUUCGACGCAGUCCAAGGCGGCGGAGGAUGGUAGUACUCUGGUCACCUCUGUGCUGAACCUGGCAAAGAACAUCAUCGGGGCCGGCAUGCUCUCGCUGCCUGUGGCCCUCCGAGGUGCCGGCCUAGCGCCUUACGUGGUGGGCAUCACACUGGCCGGAGCGCUCAAUGCCUACACCUUCUUCCUGCUGGGCUGGUGCUGCGAGGUGACCGGUGCCAGCACUUUCGGCGAGCUCUGGGCGAAGUGCUUUGGGCAACAAAAUGCCUGGAUCGCCGAUGUUUCAGUCCUGAUGAACAACAGCAUGGCCUGCCUUGCGUACUGCGUCUUGAUGGGAGACUUCUUCUCCAAGGCCUUGGCAGGAUUGCUUCCAGACAGCCCGCUGCUUCAUGGUCGUGGUGUCGACCUGUGCAUCAUUGGCCUCUGCCUGUUGGUGCCCCUGUCCUUGAUGAAGGACCUCGCUCCGUUGAGAUAUGCAUCCAUCGCAGGCCUUGCAGCCACGGCCUACGUCUUUCUGAUGCUCUUGAAGGACUCCGUCAGCUCCGCGCGAUGGGGUGCGGAUGGACCGCUGGCGAGCAACGUGUCGCCCAUGCGCCUCGACUUCUUCGAGGCCUUGGCGCUUUUUGGCUCGGCCUUCAUGGCCCACUACAAUGCGCCGAAGUUCUACGCUCAACUGCAGGAGAAGUCAGUGCCGAAAUUCGCCCUUCUGGUGUGCAUGGCGUACGGCUUGGCUCUCGUUGUCUUCGUCGCCUUCGGAAUGUGCGGCUUCGCCUUGUUCGGCUACGACUCGGAGGGCAACAUCUUGAAGAACUAUGGCUUCGGUCCGGAAGUGAUGCUGGCCUGGCUCAGCAUGGGCUUCUCCGUGGCCUUCACAUACCCGCUGGUCUUCAGCGGCUUUCGCGACUCCUGCGCCUCCCUGCUGAGUGGCUUUGGCAUUGCCGAAUCUAGCAGCUUCCGAUUGAGCUUCACCCUCGCGGCCUUGGCUGCCACGAUCUUGGGUGGAACGAUCUUCAGCAACGUGGCGCAGGUGAACGGCGUCAAAGGUGCCAUCCUCAGCCCUUGCCUGGCUUUCAUCUACCCGGCGGCCAUCCAUCUCAGGUCCACGGCGAAGGACAAGGAUGCUCCGGCUUCCCUGGUGGCGAUGCGGCGGGGGAGCUACGGCCCGCGGCCGAGCAGUGGGCAGAAGCUUGCCGGUCUCUGCUUCCGUGAGCUUGUUUCUGCUGCUCAUUGCACUUUCAAGCGGCGCCUCUCGUGA